Molecule: messenger RNA, 1098 nt
Organism: Penicillium subrubescens
Lineage: Eukaryota; Fungi; Ascomycota; Eurotiomycetes; Eurotiales; Aspergillaceae
Product: 3-hydroxyisobutyrate dehydrogenase
Exons: 3
Coding region: 1-1098 (365 amino acids)
Biological process (GO): L-valine catabolic process
Cellular component (GO): mitochondrion
Molecular function (GO): NADP binding; 3-hydroxyisobutyrate dehydrogenase activity; NAD binding
Source: RefSeq, a predicted model, not a curated record
AUGAGUGUCCGCGCUGCUUCUACUCUCCCCAGAGUGGCCCGCCUCCGCACCGCGGCUUGUCCCCGACGCUGGCCGCCCAGUUUGAGCUCGGCGGGCUCGGCCCGAGCAUUCUCAACGACAUUGCACCGCGACGCGACAUGGGGGUUCGUGGGAUUGGGCCAGAUGGGUUACAAUAUGGCCAAAAACCUCCGCGCUAAGAUCCCCGCUUCUGAUACAUUGAUCGUCCGCGACGUGAACGAGGAGGCUGCAAAGCGCUUUGUCGCGGAGGCUCAGGAGGCCGCUCGGAACAACGGUGCUGGCGCCGACGAGGGCCGGGUUGAGAUCGCUGAGAAUGCGCGCGAAGUUGCAGAGAAGUCUACCGUCAUGAUUACUAGCCUGCCGGAGUCGCAGCAUGUCAUUGAGGUGUAUCACUCAAUACUCAAGCAAGGGGAGCUUCCUCCGCUCGAACAGGAGCGUCUCUUCAUUGACACAUCUACUAUUGACCCUGUGACAUCAAAGGACAUUGCCAAUGCCAUUCACACUACUCAAACUGGUCGAUUCGUGGAUGCCCCUGUCUCCGGUGGUGUAGUUGGUGCCCGCGCAGGCACACUGUCGUUCAUGUUCGGUGCUUCCUCGCAAACCGGUCAAUUGCUGGAACGUGUUCGCGGAGUCCUCGCCUUGAUGGGUAAGAAGGCCUGGCACCUCGGUGAACCUGGAGCUGGUGUCUCCGGCAAACUGGCCAACAACUACAUGCUGGCCAUCAACAACAUUGCUACCGCGGAGGCAAUGAACUUGGGUAUCCGCUGGGGACUUGAUCCCAAGAACCUGGCUGAUAUGAUCAAUUCCUCCACCGGCCGCUGCUGGCCCUCCGAGGUCAACAACCCUGUACCCGGAGUCAUUGAGACAGCGCCGGCCUCUCGUGGAUACGAAGGAGGAUUCGGGGUCAGUCUAAUGAACAAGGAUCUACGUCUAGCCCUGGCCGCUGCCGAGAAGUCUGGUACUCCUCUGGCUCUGGGUAGCCAAGCUCGGGAAGUGUAUAAUGCUGUGGAGGAAGCCCAUCGGGGCAAGGAUUUCUCGAUUGUCUACCAGUGGCUCAAGGGCAAGUCUGAGCCUCAAUAG